Messenger RNA from Daphnia magna, 1188 nucleotides. RefSeq lists its product as uncharacterized. Bases 265 to 1188 code for a protein of 307 amino acids. The record is from RefSeq and is a predicted model, not a curated record. Lineage: Eukaryota; Metazoa; Arthropoda; Branchiopoda; Diplostraca; Daphniidae. The transcript is spliced from 3 exons.
CCAUUGCCUACUCUAAUCACGGCCCAUCAGCUGGCUAUCUCCCUGUAGCCUAAAAUGAAUUGUGAUAGCUCCGCCCAUUCAUAGCCAGAGGGUCGUAGUCCCUCUCAAACUUUUCCAAAUUCCACGGCUUCUUUCCACCUUUUAAAAUUUUCUGAAAAUCUGCCAUUGCCGUGCUGCUGCCGCCUUGUGCUGCUGCCAUUGCUGCUGCUAAUGCCUCUGCCAGGCUGUUUUUUUCCCCUUUAGUUCAACGAGCUGCUUUUCUAAAUGAGGAUUAAAUGCUGUGUUUUAUUUUGUCACAGUACAACCUACGGUAAAAACGAAGAAACACUAAAUUUUUUUUCAUGGCCUAAAGACGAGAAUGUCAUUGAGCUGUGGCUCAAUGCAUUCUCGUCUAACAGUUGUGUUACUGGAUUUACUAAGAAUUUCAAGCUACUAAAAUCCUUAAGAAUAUGCAGUUUACAUUUUGAAAAAAAAUGUAUCAAUGAAAAAAAUAAAAAACUAUUGCCAAAUGCUGUACCAACCAUAUUUCAACUUCCUACGAAGGCAACAAACGUGAGGGGAGAGACAAUCACAACACCGUUCUCAAAUGUCACUGGACAAUCAUGUCAACAACUAGAGCCUCAUCGUUCUGAUGCCCAAAACUCCACAGUUUUCGACCAUCCAGAGGACAAUCACUAUGAACAAGAUUUGUAUUCUAAUUAUCGAUCUUCAACACCUGCAAGCAACCAUAAUAGUGGCUUUAUGGACGAAGAAGUAGUAUCACUAAUAAAUUCCGCUCGGAACCACAAUGUUAUGAAAGAAGUUGAUGCAAGUAAGACUGUUACUGAAAUGUCCGAAAAGGUCAUGGAUAUCAACGACUUGAAAACAACAGGAAAUAUAAAAUCCAUAGACCCAUUACGAAAGAUGAGAAUAUUGGUGAAACUUAGCAAAACAAAAAUAUCUAAAUUCUCAAAGAUUCCUUUGAAAAACAACAGAAUGUUGGUUAGAAAACUUCGACGUCACGUUAAUGGUCUGGAGAAAAAGUUGAAGGACAUCGAAAAUUUAAUAGGAUUACAAGUCAUUAAUCUAUGUAAAUCCGAGGAGCGGAUGACAGAUGCUGUCAAAGCUUUAGUAAAUGUUUUUGAAGAAGAACUCGACAAACACUCAGAACAUAAUGCACAAGCUGAUGUUGUUGUUGUUCGUAUGUAA